Syzygium oleosum is the source of this 1299-nucleotide messenger RNA. RefSeq names its product mechanosensitive ion channel protein 10-like. The coding region runs from base 1 to 1299 and encodes 432 amino acids. The transcript has a single exon. The record is from RefSeq and is a predicted model, not a curated record. Lineage: Eukaryota; Viridiplantae; Streptophyta; Magnoliopsida; Myrtales; Myrtaceae. Gene Ontology annotation, biological process: monoatomic anion transport; detection of mechanical stimulus. Gene Ontology annotation, cellular component: plasma membrane. Gene Ontology annotation, molecular function: mechanosensitive monoatomic ion channel activity.
AUGGAGGUCAAUGAAAGUUUGUUAGAGAAGAAAGAAGCAAAUGACGUUAUCCUUAUGAUUUCAGGCCCUGAAUGUCAAAGCAGAGGUUCUCCACCAAAACCAAACACUCAGCCAAUAGAGCUUGAAAAUUACCCAUCAAGUUCACAAAUUUCCAAUGUGACAAGCCCCUCUGCUCAAGAGCUCACUCAGUCAAUCCCGACUCCGAGUAAGCUUCCAAAUAUCCCAACCAAAAAGUCCAUCUCGCUGUCUUCAUUUGCGAAGCUGAAAUCAAGAUUCAUGGAACCGCCAUAUCCUAGUGACGCAAGUGCUAGUGCAACUAAGGACCAUGGGAAACCGGAGCUGAGAAUGCCUCCAAGUGGUUCAGCAGACACACCACCAGAUGCAGAGGAGGAAGAUGAUGAGGAGGUGUGCAAGACUGCGAAUCAGGAGUCCCAAAUGAUGUCGGGUAAAAAGAAGGUUGUUUUGGCUCAGUGGGUCGCGUUUGUGUGCAUCAUAGGGCUUCUAAUAGCGAGUUUAACCAUUCAUAGACUGCAAAAUACAAUUAUUUGGGAAGUGCAAUUGUGGAGAUGGUGUUUGCUGAUGUCGGCAAUCUUUUGCGGUAGUUUGGUGACAGACUGGUUGAUCAGCAUAUUGGUGUUCUUGAUUGAGAAAGACUAUCUGCUUAAAAGGAAUGUUUUGUACUUUCUCUAUGCAUUGAAGGAUGGUGCCGAAGUGUUUGCCUGGUUGAGUCUGGUCCUUUUAGCCUGGGUUUGGCUGAUAAACCAUGGAGUGAAGCGAUCGAGACACACGACCAAGAUUCUGAACUGGGUCACGAGGGCGCUCUUUUCUUGUCUUGUAGGAGCUGCCUUAUGGCUGAUCAAAACAUUUCUGAUAAAAUUGCUUGCUCCUUCUUUUCAAUGCAAGAGAUUCUUUGAUCGCAUUCAAGAGUACAUCUUUCGUCACCACGUUAUAAGGACCCUUUCCGGCCUGCGUCCAGCGGAAAGUGCCGACAAAUUGGGUAGCUCGAGGUUUAGCAUGAGGCUAAGUCUCAAGAAGUAUAUUAAAGGAGCUGCAAGGAAGUUUGAAGAGGUGAACAUAGAGAAGCUACGUAAGAUAAAGCCGGAUAAAAUUUCUGCUUGGACGAUGAGACGGUUGAUUAACAUUGUUAGCGGCUCGGAGCUGUCGACUCUUACCGGUUCCCUCGAUAACAUCGAGGAUAAUGAGGCAGAGCAACAAGAGAAGGACAUCACCGAUGAGCAGGAAGCCAAGACUGCUGCUUCUGCGAUAUUCAAGAAUGUAGCCAAGUUAGAGAGCAAGUGA